AUUGACUUCUCUCUUGAUCAUUUAACAUAAAUAAUAUAACUAUAAAAAGUUUUCGGUGUUUUUUGAAUAAAAUUUAGUAUUACAAAUGCAUUCUUUAAAGAGAUUGUCAGGAACAAUUAAUCAGUACUGUAAAUAUAACUUAAAAAGAUGUUUAGCCUCAAAACCAGCAGAAAAUAGAAAAAUUGAAGCAGAGAAAGAGAAGAAUAUUGUGAUAGAUCGUAUCAAAGGAGUCACAAUAAUUGGUAUAAAUCGCCCGCAGACAAAGAAUUGUUUAGACACUGCAACAGCACAAGAACUGUCGGAUGAAUUGGAGAAAUUUGAAAAUGACAAGGAGUCUGUAGUUGGUGUACUUCAUGGUAUUGGUGGUAACUUUUGCGGCGGCUAUGAUCUUAAAGAAAUAGCCAAAUACGAUGGAACGAACGAGGAAACAUUACCACAAUUUGGGCCGUUGGCUGAUAAAAUUGAAUUAGUUAAAAAACCAUUGGUUGCUGCUAUAAGCGGAUAUGCUAUAGGCAUAGGAUUUGAACUUGCCUUAAUGUGCGAUAUAAGAAUAAUGGAAGACAGUGCAGUAUUAGGAUUUUUUAAUAGACGUUUUGGUAUUCCCAUACUGUGUGGUGGUACUGUACGCUUGCCUGCUCUAAUUGGAUAUGGAAGAGCAAUGGAACUUAUCUUAACAGGCCGUGCUAUUUCUGGACAUGAGGCAUUUAACUGGGGUCUAGUUAGUCGGUGUACACAUACUGGUUCAGUGCUAGGUAGUGCAGUAAACUUUGCGAACUCAUUUCUUAAGUUCCCACAAAAACCUAUGCUUGCCGAUCGUGUUUCUACUCAUUUUGCUACGUUUUCUGCUAAACAACUAGAGGAAGCUUUACAGUUUGAGAAAGAUAAUGCAUCUCAUUUAUUAUUCGAAGAGGGUGUUAGAGGAGCAAACCGAUUUGUCAAUGAAAAGCUAGGUAGACAUGGUAAAUUUUAUAAUAUAACGUCAAUAGAUGUAAGUUUUAAAGAAUUGGAUAAAGAUCUUUUGUAAAAAUUUAGUAAUACGUUACUGUACUCAACAUGACUGAUUUUGUUAAAAG
Messenger RNA from Colletes gigas, 1073 nucleotides. RefSeq names its product short-chain-enoyl-CoA hydratase-like. NCBI's taxonomy places the organism in Eukaryota, Metazoa, Arthropoda, Insecta, Hymenoptera, Colletidae. The transcript has 4 exons. Bases 86 to 1024 code for a protein of 312 amino acids. The record is from RefSeq and is a predicted model, not a curated record.